Molecule: messenger RNA, 7698 nt
Organism: Mya arenaria
Lineage: Eukaryota; Metazoa; Mollusca; Bivalvia; Myida; Myidae
Product: lysine-specific demethylase 5A-like
Exons: 30
Coding region: 121-5790 (1889 amino acids)
Biological process (GO): chromatin remodeling
Cellular component (GO): nucleus
Molecular function (GO): histone demethylase activity; DNA binding
Source: RefSeq, a predicted model, not a curated record
UCCCAUCAGGACUUGUGUUUUGGUUAUGGAGAUCUGUCAAAAUUUCGGAUAUUUUUCUGGAUAAAACGAUACACAUGUAACAAAACUGUUUAAAAGGAUUUAGCAAUUACAGUUUAGAAGAUGUCAAGCAUGGAGGAAUCUUAUGUCAACUUCCAGCCGCCCCCAGAAGCACCGGUUUUCACUCCGACUGAAGAAGAAUUUGCAGAUUCUCUUGCGUAUAUCGCGAAAAUAAAACCUAUUGCUGAGAAAUAUGGCAUAUGCAAAAUUAAACCACCAAAGGACUGGCAACCACCAUUUGCUGUUGAUGUUGACAAGUUCCGGUUUGUGCCCAGAGUUCAAAGAUUAAAUGAACUUGAGGCAAAGUCUCGAAUCAAGCUGAAUUUCCUGGACCAGUUGGCAAAGUUUUGGGAGCUACAGGGCAGUACACUGAAGAUUCCUCAUGUCGAGAGAAAACUGCUGGACCUUUAUGAACUGUACAAGACGGUUGAGGGUGAGGGUGGUAUGGAGCAGAUAUCGAGAGAGCGUCGUUGGAGCCAGGUGGCUGCCAAGAUGGGUUAUGAAACUGGAAAAGGAGUUGGGGGAACCCUGAAAAACCACUAUGAGAGGGUUCUGUUUCCCUACUUCCUGUUCAAGACCGGCGCCUCAUUGGAAGCUGCGAACCUGAAAAUCCCUGAUGAUAUAGAUAACCAGACUGACGCCGACUAUAAACCACACGGCAUUCAGGCAAGGAUGGAGAGUGGGAGCUAUAAACGAGUGCCAAAGAUGGAGAGAAUGGAGAAAAAGGAAACAAAACAAGAACCAGUGGUUGACUACACUAAAAAUCCAGAGCUAAAAAAGCUUCAAUUCCACGGUGCCGGACCAAAGGCAGCCAUUCCAAAAGUGGAAGAUGAGGAGGAUGAAGGUAUUGGCGAAAUGGAAACUACAGUUACUACUAGCGAGCCGAACAUACCCGAGGAAGAGAAGCCAGAGGUGAAAGACAGCAAGAAGAUGAAGACCAGAAACAAAGCCACCAACCCAGGAAUAUACACUUAUGUUGACAUGUACUACUGCCACACGUGUGGGCGCGGGGAUGGUGAGGAGUACAUGCUGUUGUGUGAUGGUUGUGACGAUGCCUUUCACACAUACUGUCUUAUACCACCUCUAUCAGAGAUCCCUAAAGGGGACUGGCGGUGCCCAAAGUGCAUUCAGCAGGCAUGCAGUAAGCCAAUGGAAGCCUAUGGAUUUGAGCAGUCCAAGAGGGAGUUCUCUCUCCAGUCAUUCGGAGAAAUGGCCGACAACUUUAAAAGCAACUACUUCAAUAUGCCAGUACAUAUGGUGCCAUGUGAGAUGGUGGAAAAGGAGUUUUGGCGUCUUGUGAACAGCCUAGAGGAAGACGUUGCUGUCCAGUAUGGGGCUGAUAUACAUGCUAUGGACCAGGGCAGUGGUUUUCCUACCCGAGGUCUGAAGGACCAGUUUGCUGAUGAUGAGGAGUACAUGAGUUCAAGCUGGAAUCUGAACAACCUGCCAAUCCAGGAGGCCUCCGUUCUGUGCCACAUCAAUGCUGACAUUUCUGGCAUGAAGGUGCCAUGGUGUUAUGUGGGGAUGUGUUUCUCCAGCUUUUGCUGGCAUAACGAGGAUCACUGGAGCUACUCCAUCAACUACCUGCACUGGGGAGAGCCAAAGACAUGGUACGGUGUAUCGGGCCAUGAUGCGGACAAGUUUGAGGAUGUUAUGAAGACAUUAGCCCCGGAAUUGUUCCAAAACUCCCCUGAUUUGCUACAUCACAUCACAACCAUCAUGAACCCUAAUAUUCUUAUGUCCAAAGGGGUGCCGAUUGUGCGCACGAACCAGCAUGCGGGAGAGUUUGUUAUCACAUUUCCCCGCGCCUACCAUGCUGGAUUCAACCAAGGCUACAAUUUUGCUGAGGCUGUAAACUUCUGUCCAGCAGACUGGCUCCCAAUUGGCCGUAAGUGUAUUGAGCACUACCGUGACCUGCACAGACAGUGUGUGUUCUCCCACGAGGAGCUGGUGUGCAAGAUGGCUGCCGACCCAGACAAUCUGGAUUUCCAGAUAGCAGCCAUGACACAUCAAGAUCUACUUGACAUUGCAGACAAUGAGAAGAAAAUGAGGAAGAAAUUGUUGUCACUGGGAGUGACAGAGGCUGAACGCGAGGCAUUCGAGUUGUUGCCGGAUGAUGAAAGACAGUGCUCCUUUUGUAAAACCACCUGUUUCCUGUCAGCUAUCACUUGUCCAUGUUCACCAGACCGCCUGGUUUGCCUGAUUCACUAUAACCAGCUGUGUAGCUGCCCGCCCAGCCAAUAUUGUCUGCGGUACCGCUACACUCUAGAUGAACUCCCGUCCAUGUUGGGACGACUUAAGGAGAGGGCAGAGUGCUAUGAGAAAUGGCAUAACCAUGUGACACUCGCACUAGAGGCAUCUGAUGAUGACAAUAAAGUUGAUUUAUCCGAGUUGAAGAACCUUCUAAAUGACGCUGAAGAGAAGCAUUUCCCUGACUCUGAGUUGAUGCAGACGCUAAAUAGUGCCGUUACCGAGGCCAUGAAAUGUGCCAACGUCGCAAGCCAACUGGUGACAAAGAAAGUUAGAACUAGAAGACAGAGCAUGGAUGGGAAAUACAUUGCCAAGUUAAGUCUGGAAGAAUUAAACUGCUUCUACGAACAAGUGGCGAGUCUACCAUGUAUUAUCAAGGAGGGAAAACUGCUUAAGGAGUUGCUAGACCAAGUUCUUAACUUCCAAUCUGAGGCAAAGGAAGCCCUAGAAGCUGAAACUCCGGACUCGAUCAAGCUAGAACACCUAAUUGAGUUUGGAUCUACACUGGAUGUAGACUUACCCGAGAUGCCAAAAUUAAAACAAGUUCUACAGCAAGCCAAGUGGCUUGACGAGGUCCGUGAGUCCCUCUCCGACCCUACGUCAGUCGUCUUGGAGACCCUGCGGAAGCUUAUGGAGUCAGGUGUUGGCCUCUCCCCCCACAAUGCAGUCGAAAAAGCUAUGGCCGAGCUACAGGAAUUGCUCACGCUCAGUGAGAGAUGGGAAGAGAAGGCUAGGAUCUGUCUUCAAGCCAGACCUCGCCAUGUAAUGAGCACAUUGGAAGCCAUUGUAAACGAGGCGUCUAACAUUCCCGUCUACCUACCAAAUGUCCACACCCUGAAAGAGGCUCUACGCAAGGCAAAAGAUUGGACGACCAAAGUUGAAGCCAUCCAAAACUCUGACUCCUACCCCUAUCUGGACAUAGUGGAAAAUCUCGUGAACAAGGGCCGACCGAUACCAGUCCGCCUCGAUCAGUUGCCACAGGUGGAGUCCCAGGUUGCAGCGGCAAAAUCAUGGAGAGAGAGGACGGCACGAACAUUCCUGAAGAAAAAUUCUACCUAUUCUCUGCUUGAGGUCUUGUCACCAAGAAGCGACAUUGGAAUAUACAGCAGCAACCGUAAGAAGAAGAAACUGCGAGAAUUGGAGCGUAGCAUUUCAGAGAACAGCUUGUCAGAGGUGAAGAUUGUGGAACAGAGGGAUCCUGCUCUCAUUGUUGCAGCAUUCAAGAUGGCGGAGGAAAAGGAAGCGGAAUCCAUGAUGGAUCUCCGGAUCAGAAAUAUGGAGAAGAUCCGUAAUGAAGGAAUGGAGGCGCGAUUCUGUAUCUGCAGAAAGGGAGCUUCAGGAUUCAUGCUACAGUGUGAACUCUGCAAGGAUUGGUUUCAUGGUGCAUGUGUACCCCUUCCAAAGUCAGCAAACAUCAAAAACCGUUCCUCACAACUGGCUGCUGUACAGGCUGCCAAAGAUCUCAAAUUCCUCUGUCCACUUUGCCUGCGAUCCCGUCGACCUCGCCUAGAAACCAUCCUCUCACUGCUUGUCUCCCUGCAGAAACUGCCAGUCCGCCUACCUGAGGGCGAAGCAUUGCAGUGUCUGACUGAACGUGCCAUGGCAUGGCAGGAUAGAGCUCGACAAGCUUUAACCACAUCUGAACUUGCCUCAGCCUUAGCCAAACUAAGCGUCCUCAGUCAAAAGAUGGUUGAACAAGCUGCAAGGGAAAAAACUGAAAAAAUUAUCAAUGCUGAACUUCUUAAAGCUGCCAAUAAUCCAGAAUUACAAGGACACCUUGCUAGUGUGACUCAUAGUGCAUUCAGCAGGAGUGGAGGAGGAGACGGCCAGCCUGGUCAAAGGACUGCCGAUUCAGGAAUAGGUAUAGACCUUGAGAGUGCCCUGGACAUGCCCCUCUCCCCACCUUUGCCCCCUGGGGAUGAUUCCCAGGGAGGGGAGGAGGAUUACCAACUAGAAAUCGAGGUUGUGAGUUCUGGAGAAAACAGCAAUAGCAACCCUCCGACUGGUGGCAUGUCAGAGCAUGCAUAUUCUACAAUGUCCAAACUGGCACCAGGAGUAACAACACCAAAGAAGCAACAACGGAAGACACCAUUGUUACCAAGACAACUAGAAAACCCUGUACUGGAGCUAUCCGACCAGGCCAAGGUCCAACUGGAGAUACUGAUGAUGGAGGGGGAUUUGUUGGAAGUUUCCCUGGAUGAAACCCAGCAUAUCUGGAGGAUCUUACAGGCCUGCCAGCCAAGGACGGAGGAGAAAGGGGUGGUUGAGUAUGAGGACUAUGAAACAAAGAUUGGCUAUGACGGGGAAAGAAUCAAGAUCAAGAAAGAACGAGACCCAGAAAAGAAGAAGUACAAAAUCAAGCGUAAAACCCUGGAGGGUAUUGACCCGCUUAAGCCCAAGAAGGUCAAGGUCAUUACUGUGGGGCUGGAUGGAGAGAAAUUAAAGAAGAAGAAACUGAAGGUCAUGAAGCCAAAGAUAAAGAGAGAGUUUGAUGAGAAUGGAAUGGAGUUUGAAGAGAUCAUUCCCACUACAGAGGAGUUGACUGGGCCGCUGUGUAUUGACAUCAAGCCAGAUAAGCUGAAGAAACUGAAGAAGCCAGGAGACAAGCUGGACAAACCCAGGAAGAAGAAAAAGAUCAAGCUUCCGGUGAAGGUGGAGGAUGGUCAAGUGGUUGAGAAGAAGAAGAGGAAGAAGCGUACGCCCAAGGAGGUGAUGAUGGCCGACGAUGAUGAAAGCGAUGAGGACUGUGCUGCUCUCAAAUGUCUUAAACCCACCGGAGAGGUGAACUGGGUCCAAUGUGACCGAUGUGAAGACUGGUUUCAUCUGCUGUGUGUCGGUCUGGCAGAGGACGAAGUUUCUGAAGAGGAAGAGUAUGAAUGUUUCAACUGUAAGCAGGGGCGGGGCCAACAGGCCGUCCUGGUACCCCCCGGGAUGGGUGCAGAGCAUGGGUCAAUGCACAUGCAAAGGUCGCCAGGGUCACUAGGGUCAGCCCUUGGGGGAAUUGGGGGCAAGGGAGUCAGCAGUAUUUUUGGGGUCUCAGAGCAGAUCCAAAGCCAAGGACAAAUUGUACACAGUACUGGAAGGAAUAUCGCAGGAAUGCAUAAUUUUGCCGCAGAUCUUGGGGCAUUGAGGGAUUUGAGUGAAGUAGCGAGUGGAGUGAUUGAGAACAGAUUGUCGUUGCAGGAUAAUGGUAGUUUGAUGUGCAAUGAAGAUGUUGAGAUUUCUAUGGAUGAUGACGAUGAGGAGGAGGAGGAGGAGGAUGACAAUGACGAUGAUGAAUGUAAUCAGGUAUCAGGAAGUUAUGGACAGGCUAUUCACAGUGGGAAGAGUGUUGGUGAAUUAUCAGGUCUUACAAAGGUCACGCAAUUUGUGUAUGAGACAGACGAAAGUUCACAAGAUGAAGUAAAAUCCUCGUAUUCUAUUGGUGGAAAUAGUGUAGACUCUCAGAGUGAGCAAGUGGUUACCAUGGGAACUGACAUCUAGUGAAAUGGGGAAAAAAACAGGAUAUAAUAUUUUUGCAAUGUUUACUUUGAAGAUAUCAUCAUGUUGUACAGAGCAUUGAUUUGUGUCUGUUUCUUGUGCUGUAUAAUCGAUUUUGUACAUAACAAAGUAUGAGUUAGCCGGUUUUUUUAACAGUACCAAUUGUGGGACAGAUUGGAACAUGUUUAAAGACAUAAUUCCAAGUAGUAAUGCAUGUUUUUGUUUUUGAUAAGUUUGCAAUUUGUAUUAUUUGGUUAAGAUCAACAUUUGUUUGGAAAAAUACAGGAGGAUAACAUAUACUUUUAUAAUAUACAGAAGUUGAAGGAACAUGUCAAGUUUCAUUACUCUUUCUAAAUACAUAACUUCCUUUUUUAUUGCACCUAAAAUUUAACUGGCGAAAACACAUGUUUGAGGCAAAGAUCUUUUAAGAUUAAAGCCUAUUUUCUGUAAGACUGAAGCUUUUCCCAUAACUUAAAAUUUUGAAGCUUUGUAAAAAUGUGCGUGUUAAGUUAUUGAUAUUUUAUCUGAGUUACCUUUGAGUUUGUUUUCGUGUAGAUGUAAAUUUUGUGUUUUUUGUUACUUUUCAGUCAUUUUUGUGAAUAUCGAUAUUUUAUACUACUUGUAAAGUGUUGUAUUUUUUGUUUAGGUCAGCAUAUUAAAGUCAUUUUAAAGAAAUCCCAGCCUUACAUAUGUGAAAUUUGGUUUGACUGAAUGACCCCAUUUUAUGUCAGUAUCACUUACAGGGGUUUUGAGGGCAAAAAAAGAAAUUGUUAAAAGAGCGUUUACUGAAACAGUUUUUUCAUGUUUUUAAAGAUGGGUCAGUUUACGUCCGAUUUAAGUAAAAUAAAAAGAAAAUUUACAAACCUUUAUAACUUUAAUGUACUUAUGGUAUUUUUUUAACAAGUAAUCAGCCAUGAAAUAAUACUACAAUUAUAUGGGGACACCAGUCAACAUCUAACAAAGAGGAUAAAGGAGCUAGAUUAUUUGUGGGUCUGACUCCUUAAAACCUGAUCAUCGUACAAACAACUUGGGGAAUGAGAGGGGUCUUGUGGUAUGUAUGUCAUCUCUGAACCAAGAGGGUUGUGGGUCCGAACCCCUCCAAGGAAACAUUCUUUAUUCUUUCAAAGUAGACACUAGUACUGGUUUCUUCCUAUAGAGAUUUAUAUUAUCUAACAACUGUCUUCGGCAUCCAGCUUAAAUGUAUUAUCAACUUGCGAUGAUAUCACUAAAUUAAAGUGGAAUAGCAAAAGCUUUCCUUUUCUCUGGAAAUGAGGUCAGGGACAGUUUUCUCUCCAUUACCAAAACACAAUUUAUUAUGGUAGAAAUGUUCUAAACUAAAAGCAGUUUAGUACUAGAAGUACUUGUAAUAUUUGAAGUGAUACAUGUAUGAAUAUAUAUCAUACGAUCUUAAAACUAUUACAAUACAGACAGUUUUUAAUCAUACACUGAGUUACAUGUAUUCCCUAUAAUAUUAAGACUCAUUAUGAUCAUAUUUUUAGAACAACAAGUAUUGAAUACUUGAUUUCCAUUACUCCAGUUCCCAUGAAACUUGUUCAACAAGUUCAACACCAUUUGUAUCUAUAAGAUCUUUAAACAAGUGUCAUAGUUUAUAAGUAACUUUUGUAUUGGGUGACAGUUAAUGAUAUUCAUUAAUGAUUUGUACAGAAAAUUGUUAUUGAAAUGUGCUUACUUUUCAUCGUUAUUUAUAUCCAUUUCAUCACUAUGUUUUCCUUCUUGCAAAUUUUGUUUCAAAUUUCUAUCGUUUUCAUUUAUUUCAUUUAAAUAACAGAAUAGACACACACCUCCAUAAGUUUCAGCUUUCACUUAGUGCUUAAAUUUCAUUGUUGUUUAUAAUUGAAUAUUAUUUUGUCUGUACAUGGUUUGAUGUCAAUAAAAUAAUUUCAUCUGGUA